AUGUCAACUAACAAAGCUGGUUAUACUAAAUCUAAAACUGUACAAAAAAUUAACCAACCCAGUAAUCAAUUAUUCGAUGAACUAAUUCCGUCCAACACUGUAUUGCAACCAAAAUCAAAAACAAAACGCGCUGUCUCCUCAACACCGACUACUCCGACCACUCCGACCAGCCACCAAGCUGUAAUAAAGAAAACUACAAAAAUAGAACUACCUCCGCCAAUAUAUUUUAAAGGAGUAAAGAACUAUUCCGAUCUUAGGCAAACAAUUUCUGAUCAAAUUGAACCCGGAAGGUACAUUUGUAAAUCAAAUGUCACUCAUAUAAAAAUUCAAACAAAUACUCCCGAUAAUUACUGA
Molecule: messenger RNA, 354 nt
Organism: Cinara cedri
Lineage: Eukaryota; Metazoa; Arthropoda; Insecta; Hemiptera; Aphididae
Source: the annotation of a GenBank genome assembly